Messenger RNA from Echinostoma caproni, 459 nucleotides. NCBI's taxonomy places the organism in Eukaryota, Metazoa, Platyhelminthes, Trematoda, Plagiorchiida, Echinostomatidae. The record is from the annotation of a GenBank genome assembly.
AUGACAAAAUUUAUCUUUAUUAUACAACAAUUUUUGAAACCGAGGCACAGUGAUUGGGACUGCGAUCUCCCCCGGGUGUUUUACGAUGCCUUGUUCGAAUUUCAUCUGAUGCUGUCUAUCAAUCCGGAACUUACAUUGGAAAGUAUCACUGCUGACUGUUCAACCGAAGAUUCCAAGCAGGGUACUACUGACCAACCGUGUCGCGGUGAUGAUCAUCAUUCCCUCUACUCCGAACAGUUGACUGGCCCCAUAUUCGUUCGAAUUCUACUCAUUGCUCUGCUGACCACUAACAUGUUCGGUAUUGAAAAGUUCGCUCGAAAGCUUGCGGAUUCAGAAAACCCACAGAAAGAAGAUGAAAAGGAUGGUUUGGUUCAGACGAGCAGAACGAAGACAAGUGAAGUGGAAGACGGACAAAGUUUUGCGGAAGACCAGGUAGCGCUACCUUAUACUGCCGUGUAG